Oncorhynchus kisutch (coho salmon) is the source of this 4481-nucleotide messenger RNA. It is a transcript of the gene pdlim7, whose product is annotated as PDZ and LIM domain 7. The coding region runs from base 215 to 1495 and encodes 426 amino acids. NCBI's taxonomy places the organism in Eukaryota, Metazoa, Chordata, Actinopteri, Salmoniformes, Salmonidae. Gene Ontology annotation, biological process: muscle structure development; actin cytoskeleton organization; heart development. Gene Ontology annotation, molecular function: actin binding; muscle alpha-actinin binding. The transcript is spliced from 11 exons. The record is from RefSeq and is a predicted model, not a curated record. Gene Ontology annotation, cellular component: Z disc; adherens junction; filamentous actin.
GCAGGGAUCGCCUACCCUCCAUGUGACUUGCUGACGUUACAGUAGGACGCUGCUAAAGAGGAAUGCAGGGAAUGAAUACGGAUUACUGCUUAAGAAGGGAUCCACACUGCCCCUGACGUCCAAGUCGAGGAAGUCCGAAGUUUAGUUUUCGGCUGGGUAACUUGUUUGAUUCACAUAUUUCUUUCAGACCUCGACUACGGUAGGCCGACUCACGAUGUCCGGCGAUCAUCAUAAUGACAAGGAGGCCAUGAGUAUAUACUGUAUAACCCUCAACGGUCCAGCACCAUGGGGCUUCAGACUUCAGGGGGGGAAGGACUUCAGCAUGCCCCUCACGGUGUCCAGGCUGACCCCCGGGGGUAAGGCCGCCCAGGCCGGUGUGGGCGUGGGAGAUUGGGUGGUGUCCAUCGGGGAGACCAACGCAGAAGACAUGACCCAUGUGGAGGCACAGAACAAGAUCAGAGCAGCAGAGGAGUCUCUCACCCUUACCCUCAGCAAAGCUUUCCAUGCGGGUGGCGAUCAGAAGGAUUUGCUCGCCCCCGCCUCCGUUCAGCCCAAAUACUCCUUUGCCCCCAGCACCACUAUCAACAAGAUGGCCCGGCCAUUCACGCCGGGCGGCGGCAACACGGUCAUUAAACCAGUGGCGUACGCCCCUAAAGUUAACACCCCGGUCCCUGUCAGCAUGCUACAGCCACACAACGGCAUCAAGGCCUCUCGGUCACCUGCUAAGGCCCAGACCCAGGCAGCCGACAAACCUGACGCCUCUAAGUCUCCAGUCAACUCUGGUCCUAAGGUGCGCCCUCCAUGGGUGACUGACCCAGGUUUCGCUGACCGUUACGCCCCAGACAAGACCAGUACGGUUCUGACCCAGCACAGGCAGCCGGCCCAGCCUACUCCCAUGCAGAACCGCUCCUCUAUCCUACAGGCAGCUCAGCAGGCACCCGAGGACAGCGGAAGGACCCCUCUCUGUGGAGCCUGCAAAAAGAUAAUUAGGGGCCGGUACCUGGUGGCUCUGGGUCAGUCCUGGCACCCAGAAGAGUUCCAGUGUUCCCAGUGUAAGGUGAUGUUGGAUGAGGGAGGAUUCUUUGAGGAGAAAGGCUCAAUCUUCUGCACCAAGUGUUAUGAUAACCGCUACGCUCCCAACUGUGCCAAAUGCAAGAAGAUUAUCGUAGGGGAUAUCAUGCACGCUCUGAAGAUGACCUACCAUGUCCAGUGUUUCAUGUGUGCUGCGUGUAAGAGCCCCAUCAGAAACCAGGCCUUUUAUAUGGAGGAGGGAGAACCUUACUGUGAGAGAGAUUAUGAGAAGAUGUUUGGUACUAAGUGUCAUGGCUGUGACUUUAAGAUCGAUGCUGGGGACCGCUUCCUAGAGGCCUUGGGAUACAGUUGGCACGACACCUGCUUUGUCUGCGCUUUCUGCCAGAUAAACCUGGAAGGGAAGACGUUCUACUCUAAGAAGGAUAAGCCGCUGUGUAAAGGCCAUGCCUUUGCUCCCGUCUGAAAGGGAGGGGGGAGAGAGAGGUGGUUCAGAGGGGACAGGAACCAUUCUCUGAACCCUGAAGACCUCCGCAUCGCACAGCUCCAGUCACUCUCCACUCCACUGCAAACCAGACAGCUUUUCAGAUCCUCACUAUCGCUCAGCUAAAGAUGUGUUCACAUAUACUUCUAUCCCUGGACUUUUCAAAUGCAUCCUGUGCUGGCUCCCUCCCACUGGCUCCCUCCCACUGGCUCCCACUCGCUCCCUCUGCUGUCAGUCAUACUUCCUGGUCUCUUAGUCUAAGAUCUGAAGGAAUUUGAUGUCAACCUUUUUCCAACUAACUGCCUAGUUUCUCUGUUGUUCCUCAUAGCAGGUUACUCUAGUAUCAUGUUGUAGUGUUAUUACAAACAGAGUCAUUUCAAGCCUUAGCUCAUUGCUGUAUGUCUCAUGUAUUACCAGUGAACCACUGAAUAUGAAUAUAUAUAUAUAUAUAUAUGUGUGUCAUUCUCCCUCUGUGAUUGUGAUGCUAACCACUGGUGUUGUCAAGUCAUUCUUUACUGCAAUGUGUCUAGUCAGUUCAACUGUUUGGGCAGCGGCUGUUAGUUUGGUAAAAUAUCACACUUAGCUCCAUUUCACUUUGAAGUGACUUCAAAGUUGAACCAACCAUUUUAGUGUGUCAUUUUCUAAGAUGUUACAUUGAACUAUCGCUCCACUACCGACUUCAUUCAAAGUCCCCUCUUAGUCUUUGGUUCGUUUGAUGCCCCUCUAUACUCUAGUACUUAAGGUAAUAUAAGGGGCAACCUUGGUAAUGGGCAACCUUACUGCAGUACUGUUGGUAAUGGGUAACCAACAGUACUGCAGUAAGGUUGCCCAUUACCAACAGUACUACAGUAAGGUUGCCCAUUACCAACAGUACUGCAGUAAGGUUGCCCAUUACCAACAGUACUGCAGUAAGGUUGCCCAUUACCAACAGUACUGCAGUAAGGUUGCCCAUUACCAACAGUACUGCAGUAAGGUUGCCCAUUACCAACAGUACUGCAGUAAGGUUGCCCAUUACCAACAGUACUACAGUAAGGUUGCCCAUUACCAACAGUACUGCAGUAAGGAAAUCAGUCAAUUGAAAAAAAUUAAUUCGGCCCUAAUCUAUGGAUUUCACAUGACUGGGCAGGGAUGCAGCCAUGGGACGGCAUAGGCUGUCAGCCAAUCAGAUUCAUUUUGUUUUACCACAAUAGGGUUUUAUCACGUCCGUCCCCCUUCCCACACGGGAAGAAGCCGGAUGUGGAGGUCCUGGCAUGGUUAAACGUGAUCUGCGCUUGUGAGUCCGGUUGGACGUACUGCCAAAUUCACAAAAAACAACGGUUGGAGGCAUUUUAUGGGGAAAUAAAGAUCCAAUUCUCCGGCAACAGCUCUGGUGGACGUUCCUUCAGGCAGCAGGCCAAUUGCACUCUCCCUCAACUUGAGACAUCUGUGGCAAUGUGUUGUGUGACAAAACUGCACAUUUUAGAGUGGCCUUUUAAUGUCUCCGGGACAAGGUGCACCUGUGUAAAUAGAACCCUAUUCCCUAUAUAGUGCACUACUUUAGACCAGGGCCCUAUUCCCUAUAUAGUGCACUACAUUUUAGACCAGGACCCUAUUCCCUAUAUAGUGCACUACUUUAGACCAGAGCCCUAUUCCCUAUAUAGAACACUACUUUAGACCAGAGCCCUAUUCCCUAUAUAGUACACUACUUUAGACCAGGGCCCUAUUCCCUAUAUAGAACACUACUUUAGACCAGAGCCCUAUUCCCUAUAUAGUGCACUACUUUAGACCAGAGCCCUAUUCCCUAUGCCCCAUUCCCUUUUAUAAAGUAGUGCACUAUAUAAAGGAAAUAGGGAGUACUUUAGGACACAGAUCAUAUUGCACUGGUCACUAUAGAUACUGUAGAAAACUCCAUAUUGAUCCCAGAAUACUUCACUUCACGACAGCUAUAUUAGUAAUUGAUUUGUUUAAAUUGGAAUAGUACAUCAUAAAAAGGAUUUAGUAUUUUGAAGCAUCACUAUCCAAAAUACUAUUUAUGGAAAUAAACUAUAGCUUGUUUACAGGGCUGGGGGUCAAAUCCAGUUUAAACUAUAGCUUGUUUACAGGGCUGGGGGUCAAAUCCAGUUUAAACUAUAGCUUGUUUACAGGGCUGGGGGUCAAAUCCAGUUUAAACUAUGGAAGUGAGAUCUCACAGAACAUUUAUAGAAUAUCGUUACAACUAAUUGACUGUUGGAGUUGGAAUUGACCCUAACCUUUUUUUUUUUUUUAUGGGAUUUGUAGUCAUUGUUGUCCUGGGAUUUGUAGUCAUUGUUGUCCUGGGAUUGAAGUCAUUCUAUACAAGUGGCUGUGUGUAUUGAACCAAAUACUGUAUAAUCUAGGGCUCUAUUCAAUCCCAAUCUUUCAAAUUCAUCUUUACAACGUUAAUUAAAUUUAAAAGCAAUGUUCCGAACUGGGUUUUUUUGGCGGAGACUGCAUGGUAAAUGCUGUAUAUAUCGGCUCAAUAGCAAAAAAAGUGAAAUCUGUAACGCUUCAGCAACACCUGUUUGAAUAGAGCUCAAGUCUCACAAGAGGCCUGUGAAGAAGUAGUUAUUUGUUGGGUUUGAAACCAAAUAAUUGAGUAAUAAUGUAUUUGUUUGUUUGCAGAGGGCUGAGAUGGUUCUCGUCUGACAUGAACCCAUUCCUACAAUUGUACACAAUGUCAACCUAAUGGUCUGAUUCCCCCACUAACGUCAACUUCUGCUCCAAGAACAAUAGGAUUAUAAUUAUAGAAUUUAAAAAAUGAAAUUGUUGUUGUAUUAAAGUAUACCAAGUGUCUUUUCAAGCUUUGCACACUGAGCUUUUACGAAAAAAUACUUAAAUUCGAACGAAAAACUGCUGUAUUCAUGUGUACACGCUAGAGAUGUUUUUAGGGGAAUAAUUGAUAUCCUUGAUAGAUGAGCUGUAUUGUGUAUUAGAACCAGUUAAUGAAUAAAUAAAUAAAAUGUCUAUGGAA